Messenger RNA from Rodentolepis nana, 549 nucleotides. Lineage: Eukaryota; Metazoa; Platyhelminthes; Cestoda; Cyclophyllidea; Hymenolepididae. The record is from the annotation of a GenBank genome assembly.
AUGGCAUCAAGAAGUGCAACCUAUGAAUAUUGUCCUCGUGCAGAACCAAUUGAGGGCCUUGAAUAUCCUCUUACCGUUAAUUAUUGCGGAGAAUGUACAAUGCCAAUUGAAUAUUGCGAAUUCUCGAGUGAUCCAGCCAAAUGCAAGGCUUGGCUUGAGAAAAAUCUUCCUCAACUGUUUGAACAGAUAAGUACUGGAACUGAGGAGAAUGUAGGAGAUGGUGGGGCAAAGAAGAAGUCCCGUCAGAGCCGUGGUGGAAAGGGACCUGGCUCGAAAAAGCCUACUGAACAGAAAGUCACAGUUUCCCGUUCUUCUAGAGGCAAAAACAAGUUCACCACCAGUGUUAUUGGUUUAGACACAUAUGGAAUCGACUUGAAAACUGCUGCUAAAUUUUUUGGUCAGAAAUUUGCCACGGGUAGCUCUGCCAAUAAUACUGGUGAAAUCGUGAUCCAGGGCGACGUUAAGUAUGAACUUAUGGAUAUUAUUCCUCAAAAAUGGGACCAGAUUCCUGAAGGUUCAAUCAUAGAUUUAGGUGAAAUUAAACGCUAA